Molecule: messenger RNA, 2207 nt
Organism: Siniperca chuatsi (mandarin fish)
Lineage: Eukaryota; Metazoa; Chordata; Actinopteri; Centrarchiformes; Sinipercidae
Product: granzyme B-like
Exons: 5
Coding region: 1003-1842 (279 amino acids)
Biological process (GO): proteolysis
Molecular function (GO): serine-type endopeptidase activity
Source: RefSeq, a predicted model, not a curated record
ACCAGACCAAACACACAGCCAUAAAGUAUUUGCAUUGCUGUAAACAAAACUGAAAUAUUUCAUAUUUGUGAAAGUUUUUGGAACAUUUUUGCAAUUUUCUCAUCCAGAUUAUGCAACCACACCACAGCUCUGCAUACUUCCACGCUUUGAAUUUGAAAAAAUUUCUCCUGUUAUGUCCUUGUUAUGUGGGAAUUAUUACAUACAAAUGUCUGAUUCAUACAUUUCUUUGAGUAAUGCCUCCUCCUCACAUAUUUCUUUCCCAUUUAAUAAACAAACAGAGGGUCAUAUACUUGUUCAGGCCAGCCUACAGUAACCCCCAUCGGUUUAUAACAAUGUUCCACAUGGUCAAGUGAAACAUUGACUGAUGAGUCAUGAUGCUCUUGUAGUUUACAGUCAAUGAUCACUUUAGAGCAUUAAUUGUGACUAUGCGAAAACUGGCACUCAAACCUGAAGCUGGAAACUGCGGUUUCUGUUACUCAUUUCAUUUUUGGUGCAGCAUCGCAGUGACAAAAGCCAUCGACAGCACAAAGGUUACGGCUAAAAAGUAGAUCCUGAAAUAAUUACGUUUUUUAACUUCAAUUCAUCUAACUAAAGUUCACUUGAGCAUAAGUAGCUAAGUGGUAUCCGAACGGUGAGAGAGGAAGGUCUAAAAAUUCCCAGAAAUAGCUAAAUACAGCGGUUGACAGAGAGCCAAGAGGAAGAUACAAAGAAAAGAUACAAAGGAAAAAUUAAUUGAAUGAUAAUAAAUGUAGAAGGGGUUAAUAUUACAGCUUGUGUUACAGUCAUCACAUGCUGAGCACAUAAUGUACGUAUGUGCUUCGGGCUACUGAGGCAGCAGAACUGCAGGCUUUAUAUUUACUGGAACAAUGUUAGUACUACACACUGCCUCAUGUCUUUACUGACCACAGGCACUCAUCACUAUAAGAAAAAAUAAAGGUUGCACCGAUGCACAGAUGAUGCGGCUAAAAAAGGUGAAGCAGAUGAAAACCACAGGGUCACUUAAUGAGCCAACCGCUGUAUAAAAGGGUCGACUUGUCACCCCAAAGACAACAGGCUGAGUCUGCUACCGGCAUGAUGCAUGCUUUGCACAAGUUUCUGCUUUUUUAUCUUCUGACAUGUCUUGGACUUAACACACAUGGGGGUGAAAUCAUAAAUGGUAAAAAGACCAAGGAGAACUUAAUGCUGUAUAUGGCCUCGGUGCAGAACAACGAGGGUCAUGUAUGUGGAGGAUUCCUCAUCAGUGAAGACUUUGUGGUCACUGCUGCACACUGUGGCAACUGGAAUCCUACAAGUGUUGUUCUUGGCACCCACAAUCUCAAGAAGGUUGAUAACGAUACAAUGAGAUACAGCGUAAAGAGAUGCAAGCAUCCAUCUUUUGACAAUGUACGAACUGGUAAUGACAUCAUGCUCCUCAAACUGUCUAAGAAAGCUCGACUGGACAAAAGAGUACAACCGAUUCAACUUCCAAAGAAUGAAGUUAAAAUAAAAUAUAAAACAUGCCGUGUAGCUGGUUGGGGUUUCACAAGAACUGGUGGUAAAGUUGUUGAUGUUCUGCAAGACGUGGACGUGCCUUUUGUUAACCUGAAGGUCUGUGAAAAAGUAUGGGCUAAAAUUUCAUUUAAUCUUCCUGCCAAUAUUAUCUGUGCAGGUGGAUAUGGAACAAAGAAAGGAUUCUGUCAGGGUGAUUCUGGCGGUCCUCUGGUGUGCGGCAGGACGGCAGUUGGUGUCGUGUCUUUCAACAAGAAGAAAAACUGUGACUACCCAAAUGUUCCCAACGUCUAUACAGACAUAUCAAAAUACCUGCCCUGGAUCAACAAGAUUCUCAAGGAAAAGAAUUGUUAAAUGUAACAAUUCAGCAUACUUUUCUUGUUUUAUAUUGUACUGGCUCCUCAGCUCUGUAACAGCCUUCCACUCUCCAUCAGGUCGGCCGACACUGUCGCUGCCUUUAAACCUCGUCUUAAAACUCACUUUUACAGGAUGUCCCUUUGACAUACUUUCUUUCUCAUUUCUUUGGAAAUUGCUUUGUGGUUUUUACUUGAAAAGAGCUCUAUAAGUAAAACUAUUAUGAUUAUUAUAGAGGUAUUGCUGUGUUUAUGUUGCUCUGUCAGUGUUUGUCCUUUAUCUGAAAUGCAAAAUAAAACAGAUAUACAAUUCUGUACUAUAUUUCUUGUGGUUACAUUCUUCAUCAGAAGACAGAAAUGGUAUAU